UGCUCGGUGCCGGCGGCGGCGCGGUCCCGCCGCCGGUAUGAACGAGGCGGUGCUGCGGCGGACGCAGGAGGCCUUGGGCCCGGUGAUCCGCAAGCCGCCGCUCACCGACCGGCUCCUCAGUAAGCCGCCAUUCCGGUACCUGCACGACGUGAUCACUGAGGUAAUUAGAGUGACAGGCUUUAUGAAAGGACUUUACACGGAUUUUGAGUUGAAAUCGGAUAACGUUAAGGAUAAAGAUGCCAAAAUCAGCUUCCUUCAGAAGGCAAUUGAUGCUGUUGUGAUGGUUACAGGAGAGCCACUGUCAGUGAAACCAGCACGUGUUGUGGCUGGGCAUGAACCUGAGAAAACCAAUGAAUUUCUUCAGGCAAUUGGGAAGUGUUGCUUAAAUAAGCUGUCCAGUGAUGCUGCUGUUAAAAGGAUCUUAGCUGGAGAAAGAGCUGAUGCUAAAGAGAAACCUCCCACGUCUAAGUCUCGAGAGAAAGAAAGCAGAGAAUCCAAAUCAGAGGUGCGAAAGAGCCAUAAAGAGAGUAGAGGAGGUGCUGAAAUUAAAGACAGAAGCUCGAGUGGAGGCAGAAGAGCCAAAGGAGAGUUGAAAGAGAGUGAAGAAAGGGAAAAGGAAAGCAAUAAGCAUAAGGAUAAUGAAGACAGGCACAAAGACCAUGAAAGGGAAAGAAGCAGAAGCAGAACAACCAAGCAAGGAAAAGAAACAGAAAAACACAGGAGCAGAGGAGACAUAGAACAAGAAGAUGAACUCAAGCAUGAUAAAGGACAGGAAAGAGAGAAAAAAUACGAAGGAGCAAAGGACACACCAAAAGAAAGAGACAAAGAUAAGGCUAGGGACAGAGAACGGGAGAAAGACAGAGAGAAAAGGAAAGAUCGGGAAAGGGACAGAAAAAGGGACAGAGAAAAAGAUGGGGAGCACUUAAGAGAACAUGGAAAUGAUAAAGCAGAGAAAAAGUCUGCAGAUGCUGAGGAAUCCACACAUAGAAAACCACGGAGGCCAACUGAAGAUGGCAAGUGCCAGCCAGAUCAUGAGAAUGAAAGUUCUCCAGGAAUCUCAAGGCAGCCUUCAACAAAAGGAACAAGGCAACACGCCAGACCCAGAGGAGAAGAAGCUGUGGAAAUGAAGAGCGUGGCAGAUAGGAUUUCAGAGGACAGUGUUGCUAAACUGGAAGAGAAAGCUGAACCAGGGCUUGAAGAGAAAGAAGGAGAAGUGGAGGAUGUGGCUCCUGAGAAGCCUGCAGAAAAUGGUGAAGUACCUCUUGACCUUCCACCUCAGCCCAUCCAAAGGCGAAUUCCCCGUCCUGGCAGCGCAAGACCAGCACCACCCAGAGUGAAACGUCCAGAAAGCGCUGAGCUCUUACCUCCAGAAAGGAUUGGUAGUGGUAAAACAGUCUCAAAUGUGAUCACAGACCAGCAGAAUUCUGAUGAUGAUGAUGACCAGUUUGUGGUGGAGGCAGCACUGCCACUGCCCGAAGUGCCACAUACGGAAAUGGAGCCAGAAGUGGAGCUGGUUGAGGAUCAAAAGCAUGGUGGGCUUGUAAAAAGACUCCUGGAAACAAAGAAGGAUUAUGAAGCAUCACAGAUAUCCUCAAAGACCACAGAGAGGGAGAAGUCCUUUGUGUCAGAAACAGACAGGAAAAGAGAGAGAGACUUGGUAGCCAAAGAAAUUGAGAAGUUUCAGGUCUCUAUUCAGAAUCUGUGCAAGAGUGCUCUGACGCUUGGCAGGAUCAUGGAUUACAUCCAAGAGGAUAUGGAUGCCAUGAAGAACGAGUUGCAGAUGUGGCGGCAGGAGAACAGGCAGCAUGCAGAAACUCUACAGAAGGAGCAGAGCAUCACAGACAGCGCUGUUGAACCAUUAAAAGCUGAUUUGGCUGAACUGAACCAGUUGAUUAAAGACCAGCAAGACAAGAUCUGUGCUGUAAGAGCUAAUAUUAUAAAGAAUGAAGAGAAAAUCCGGAGGAUGGUUCUCAGCAUAAACCUGUCUUCCAAAAGGUGAAGAACUGGAACUGUCUGACAUUGCUCCCAAAUAAAAACCAAAUAGCAGAAAAAUGAAGAUAUCCAUUGUUGAGAUAUAAAAUGUUUAGGGACCCAAAGCCUAAAACUUGUAUAAAAGUCCAUUAUUGCGUUGAUCUUUAGAAGUUGAUAUUACUUGGGAUAGAAUGAUAUUCAUUUGAAUGCUCAAGUUGUAGAGCUAUUAAAAUAACUUGUUUGUUUAAA
Messenger RNA from Melopsittacus undulatus (budgerigar), 2220 nucleotides. RefSeq names its product TRAF3 interacting protein 1 (gene IFT54). Gene Ontology annotation, biological process: cilium assembly; intraciliary transport; regulation of microtubule cytoskeleton organization. Bases 38 to 1999 code for a protein of 653 amino acids. Lineage: Eukaryota; Metazoa; Chordata; Aves; Psittaciformes; Psittaculidae. Gene Ontology annotation, molecular function: microtubule binding. The record is from RefSeq and is a predicted model, not a curated record. The transcript has 15 exons. Gene Ontology annotation, cellular component: ciliary basal body; centrosome; intraciliary transport particle B.